AUGGCUCAGAUAUCCAGCAGCAAUGGAUUUAAGCAAUGUUCAUCUUCACAUCUGGACCCAGCAAGAACAAAAGAUGUGGACAAAGAAGAAGCCUUACAGAUGGAAGCAGAGGCUUUAGCAAAACUGCAGAAAGAUAGACAAGUAACUGAUAAUCAUCGAGGCUUUGAGUUGUCCAGCAACACCAGACAAAGAGCACAAGAUUAUAACAAACAGGAUUAUGACCUCAUGGUGUUUCCUGAAUCAGAUACCCAAAAAAGAGCAGUUGAUAUUGAUGUAGAAAAGUUAACUCAAGCUGAACUGGAGAAACUAUUGCUAGAUGACAGUUUUGAGACAGGGAAAACACCUGCAAUGCCAGUUACUCCUGUUCUGAGCCCUUCGUUUUCAGCACAGCUGUAUCUUAGACCUACUAUUCAGAGAGGACAGUGGCCAACUGGUUUAUCUGGGCCUUCCACUUAUACUUUACCAUCUAUUUAUCAGUCAACUUACAGUAGUAAACAGACUGCAUUCCAAAAUGGCUUUAAUCCCAGAAUGCCUACUUUUCCAACCACAGAACCUAUAUAUUUAAGUCUUCCAGGACAGUCUCCAUAUUUUUCAUAUCCUUUGACAUCGGCCACACAGUUUCAUCCACAAGGAAGCUUACCUAUCUGUCAUCCAGUAGUCAGUCCUGACAUGGCCAAGCUAUUUGACAAAAUAGCUAGUACAUCAGCAUUUUUAAAAAAUGGAAAAGCAAGGACUGAUUUGGAGAUAACAAAUUCAAAAGCUACAAUAAGCAAUCUACAGGUAUCUCCAAAGUCUGAAGAUAUCAGUAAAUUUGACUGGUUAGACUUGGAUCCUCUAAGUAAGCCUAAGGUGGACAGUGUGGAGGUAUUAGACUAUGAAGAAGAGAAAAAUGUCCCAGGUUUGCUAGCGGAGGAUCCUUGGGAUGCUGUUCUUCUUGAAGAGAGAUCACUAGCAAGUUGUCACCUUGAAAGAAAGGUGAAUGGAAAAUCUCUUUCUGGGGCAAUGGUAACAAGAAGCCAAUCUUUAAAUAUUCGAACAACUCAGGGCCAAAUAUCUCAGAAAGACCCAAAUGGGACCAGUAGUUUGCCAACUGGAAGUUCUCUUCUACAAGAAAUUGAAGUGCAGAACGAGGAAGUAGCAGCUUUUUGUCAAUCCAUUACAAAAUUAAAGACCAACUUUCCAUAUACCAAUCACUGCACAAAUCCAGGCUAUUUGUUAAGUCCAGUCACAGUGCAAAGAAAUAUAUGUGGAGAAAAUGCUAGUGUGAAGGUCUCCAUUGAAAUUGAAGGAUUUCAACUACCAGUUACUUUUACAUGUGAUGUGAGUUCUACUGUAGAAAUUAUUAUAAUGCAAGCCCUUUGCUGGGUGCAUGAUGACUUGAAUGAAGUAGAUGUUGGCAGCUAUGUUCUGAAAGUUUGUGGUCAAGAAGAAGUACUGCAGAAUAAUCAUUGCCUUGGAAGUCAUGAACAUAUUCAAAACUGUAGAAAAUGGGACGCAGAGAUUAAACUGCAACUUUUGACCUUAAGCGCAAUGUGCAAAAAUUUGGCCAGAACAGCAGAAGAUGAUGAAACACCUGUGGAUUUAAACAAACACCUGCAUCAAAUAGAAAAACCUUAUAAAGAAGUCAUGACAAGGCACCCUAUUGAAGAACUUUUAGAUUCUUAUCACAGCCAAGUGGAGCUGGCUCUUCGAAUUGAAAACCAGCACCGAGCAGUAGAUCAAGUGAUUAGAGCUGUAAGAAAAAUCUGCAGUGCUUUAGAUGGUGUAGAGACUCCUGCCAUUACAGAAUCAGUAAAGAAGCUAAAGAGAGCAGUUAAUCUUCCAAGGAGGAAAAGUGCUGAUGUGACUUCUGGAAAGGGAGACCCUAAUAAGAGUUCAACUAGGGGCUCACUGAAUCCUGAAAAUCCAGUUCAAGUAAGCAUGGGUCAGUUAACUGCAGCAAUUUAUGAUCUUGUGAAACUCCAUGGAAAUUCUGGUAGGAGUUCUUUGGACUGGGCUCAAAGUAACAGGAACACCAAGGAAGCAUGGACUGCAACAGAACAGCUCCAGUUUACUAUUUUUGCUGCACAUGGAAUUUCAAGUAACUGGGUAUCAAAUUAUGAAAAAUACUAUUUGGUGUGUUCCCUGUCUCACAAUGGAAAAGACCUUUUUAAACCUAUUCAAUCAAAGAAGGUUGGCACUUAUAAGAAUUUCUUCUAUCUUAUUAAAUGGGAUGAACUAAUUAUUUUUCCCAUCCAGAUAUCACAAUUGCCAUUAGAAUCACUUCUUCACCUUACUCUUUUUGGAAUUUUAAAUCAGAGCAGUGGAAGUUCCCCUGAUUCUAAUAAGCAGAGAAAGGGGCCAGAAGCUUUGGGCAAAGUUUCUUUACCUCUUUUUGAUUUUAAACGGUUUUUAACGUGUGGAACUAAGCUUCUAUAUCUUUGGACUUCGUCACAUAUAAAUCCUAUGCCUGGAACAAUACCCAAAAAAGGAUAUGUGAUGGAAAGAAUAGUGUUACAGGUUGAUUUUCCUUCUCCAGCAUAUGAUAUCCUUUAUACCAGUCCUCAAGUUGACCAAAGUAUUAUACAACAACACAACUUAGAAACAUUAAGAAAUGAUAUAAAAGGGAAACUUCUUGAUAUUCUUCACAAAGACUCAUCAUUUGGACUUUCUAAAGAAGACAAAGCUUUUUUGUGGGAGAAACGUUAUUAUUGCCUCAAACAUCCAAAUUGUCUUCCUAAAAUACUAGCAAGUGCCCCAAACUGGAAGUGGGUUAAUCUUGCCAAAAUUUACUCAUUGCUUCACCAGUGGCCUCCAUUAGACGCACUGACUGCAUUGGAACUUCUUGAUUUGAAAUUUGCUGAUCAGGAAGUGAGGUCCCAAGCUGUGACCUGGAUAGAGGCUAUUAGUGAUGAUGAGCUGACAGAUCUUCUUCCACAGUUUGUACAGGCUUUGAAAUAUGAAAUUUAUUUGAACAGUUCAUUAGUACGCUUCCUUCUGUCGAGGGCAUUGGGAAAUAUACAAAUAGCACACAGUUUAUAUUGGCUCCUCAAGGAUGCCCUGCAUGAUGCACAGUUUGGUGCCCGGUAUGAACAUGUUUUGGGUGCUCUCCUCUCAGUAGGAGGAAAAGGACUCAGAGAAGAACUCUUGAAGCAGACAAAACUUGUACAGCUUUUAGGAGGAGUAGCAGAAAAAGUAAAGCAGGCUAGUGGAUCAACAAGACAGGUUGUCCUCCAAAGGAAUAUGGAACGAGUACAGUCCUUUUUUCUAAGAAAUAAAUGUCGUCUCCCUCUCAACCCAAGUCUUGUGGCAAAAGAAUUAAAUAUCAAGUCGUGUUCUUUCUUCAGUUCUAAUGCUGUGCCCUUAAAGGUCACAAUGGUGAAUAAUGAUCCAAUGGGGGAAGAAAUUAAUGUCAUGUUUAAGGUUGGUGAAGAUCUUCGGCAGGAUAUGUUAGCUUUACAGAUGAUAAAAAUUAUGGACAAAAUCUGGCUUAAAGAAGGACUAGAUCUGAGGAUGGUGAUUUUCAAAUGUCUCUCAACAGGCAGAGAUCGAGGCAUGGUGGAGCUGGUUCCUGCUUCAGAUACCCUCAGGAAAAUCCAAGUGGAAUAUGGUGUGACUGGAUCCUUUAAAGAUAAACCGCUUGCUGAGUGGCUGAGGAAAUACAAUCCCUCUGAAGAGGAAUAUGAAAAGGCUUCUGAGAAUUUUAUCUAUUCUUGUGCUGGAUGCUGUGUAGCCACCUAUGUUUUAGGCAUCUGUGACCGACACAAUGACAAUAUAAUGCUUCGAAGCACAGGACACAUGUUUCACAUUGACUUUGGGAAAUUUCUGGGCCAUGCACAGAUGUUUGGUAGCUUCAAAAGGGAUCGGGCUCCUUUUGUCCUGACCUCUGAUAUGGCAUAUGUCAUUAAUGGGGGUGAAAAGCCCACCAUUCGUUUCCAGUUAUUUGUGGACCUCUGCUGUCAGGCCUACAAUUUGAUAAGAAAGCAGACAAACCUCUUUCUUAACCUCCUGUCACUGAUGAUUCCCUCAGGGUUACCAGAACUUACAAGUAUUCAAGAUUUGAAAUAUGUUAGAGAUGCACUUCAGCCCCAAACUACAGAUGCAGAAGCAACAAUUUUCUUUACUAGGCUGAUUGAAUCCAGCUUGGGAAGCAUUGCCACAAAAUUUAACUUCUUCAUUCAUAACCUUGCUCAGCUGCGUUUUUCUGGUCUUCCUUCCAAUGAUGAACCUAUCCUUUCAUUUUCACCCAAAACAUACUCCUUUAGACAAGAUGGUCGAAUCAAGGAAGUCUCUGUUUUCACUUACCAUAAGAAAUACAACCCAGAUAAACAUUACAUUUAUGUAGUCCGAAUUUUGAGGGAAGGACAGCUUGAGCCAUCAUUUGUGUUCCGGACAUUUGAUGAAUUUCAGGAACUGCACAACAAGCUCAGUAUUAUUUUUCCACUUUGGAAGUUACCAGGCUUUCCUAAUAGAAUGGUUCUAGGAAGAACGCACAUAAAAGAUGUAGCAGCCAAAAGAAAAAUUGAAUUAAACAGUUAUUUGCAGAGUUUGAUGAGUGCUUCAACGGAUGUAGCAGAGUGUGAUCUUGUUUGUACAUUUUUUCACCCUCUACUUCGUGAUGAGAAAGCUGAAGGAAUAGCUAAGUCUGCAGGUGCGGGACCCUUCAGUCCUACUCCAGGCCAAAUAGGAGGAUCAGUGAAAUUAUCUGUCUCUUACCGAAAUAGUACUCUUUUCAUCAUGGUGAUGCACAUCAAAGAUCUUGUUACUGAAGAUGGGGCUGACCCAAAUCCAUAUGUCAAAACAUACCUACUUCCAGAUCCCCACAAAACAUCUAAACGCAAAACCAAAAUUUCACGUAAAACUAGGAACCCGACAUUCAAUGAAAUGCUUGUGUACAGUGGAUACAGCAAAGAAAUCCUAAGACAGAGAGAACUUCAACUAAGUGUACUCAGUGCAGAAUCUCUGCGGGAGAAUUUUUUCUUGGGUGGAAUAACCCUGCCUUUGAAAGAUUUCAACUUGAGCAAAGAGACGGUUAAGUGGUAUCAGCUGACUGCAGCAACCUAUUUCUAA
Messenger RNA from Pipistrellus nathusii (Nathusius's pipistrelle), 5049 nucleotides. The record is from the annotation of a GenBank genome assembly. NCBI's taxonomy places the organism in Eukaryota, Metazoa, Chordata, Mammalia, Chiroptera, Vespertilionidae.